This is a messenger RNA of Beta vulgaris subsp. vulgaris (sugar beet), 1831 nucleotides long. RefSeq lists its product as uncharacterized. The transcript is spliced from 5 exons. Bases 531 to 1424 code for a protein of 297 amino acids. The record is from RefSeq and is a predicted model, not a curated record. Lineage: Eukaryota; Viridiplantae; Streptophyta; Magnoliopsida; Caryophyllales; Amaranthaceae.
UACAUUAAAUAAUCUACGUACUUCACUUCUAGGUGUUUCUUUUCCUUAUUUUCUUCUAAAAUUUUACAGCCAUUUCCGCCAUCAUCUAAUCUAAAUAACUAAAAUCUAAUCUUAAUCUUUGUUCGUUUUUUCCAGUCAAAAAAAGCAGUUCAAUUCUGGUUAAUAGCUUCAGAAAUAAAUCCAACUCAAAGAAGAAAAUCAUACACCCCAAUUAUAUCGGACAAAUUUUCUAAAAUAUAAAACCACACACAAAAAAAACCUCCUUUCUCUCUCCUCUAAAUAAUCCCACCUCAACUCACUUUCUUCUGUUUUCCCCAAAAUUUCAAUUUUCUUCUUUCUCUGCAUCUUUUCUAUUGCAGAGAAACACACAAAAAAUUCCCCCUAAAUUUAUUUUUGGAGGGAGAAAAUUCCAUAAUUCUAAAAAAGAAGUUCAAUUAACAUAAUUAAUUCUAGUGUUUUAUUUUUCUGGGUAUCUUUUGUGAGGUGGGGAAAGAAUUAAACAAAUAAUAAGAAAUAAAAUAAAUGCAAAAAUGGGUAAUAUGACAUCAAAUGUGGCUGCAAAGUUUGCAUUUUUCCCACCAGAACCUGCAACAUAUGAAGUGAUAAAAGAGGAAGAAGAAGAUGAAGAAAAAGAAAGGUGGGUAUUUUCAGGAAUAACAGCAGAUAAAAAUGUGGAUGUUCAUGUUAUUGAAACAAAGACUGGAAAUAAAGUGGUUGCAACAUUUUGGAAACACCCUUUUGCAAGGUUUACCCUUUUGUAUUCUCAUGGUAAUGCUGCUGAUUUGGGUCAGAUGCAGGAGCUUUUUAUUGAGCUUAGAGCACACCUUCGUAUUAAUAUUAUGAGCUAUGACUACUCAGGAUAUGGAGCUUCAACUGGCAAGCCAACGGAGCACAAUACAUACUAUGACAUAGAAGCUGUAUACCAUUGCUUAAAGAGAGAAUAUAACAUUAAGCAAGAAGAAUUAAUAUUGUAUGGCCAAUCAGUUGGAAGUGGCCCCACAUUACAUUUGGCAUCACGUAUGACAAGAUUAAGGGGUGUUGUUCUUCAUAGUGCUAUACUAUCUGGUAUACGCGUCCUGUAUCCUGUGAAGGUUACAUUGUGGUUCGACAUUUUUAAAAAUAUUGACAAAAUUCGGCAUGUCACCUGUCCAGUCCUUGUUAUACAUGGAACCAAUGAUGAAAUUGUAGACUUGUCUCAUGGGAAGCGAUUAUGGGAACUAUCAAAGGACAAGUAUGAGCCACUAUGGGUAAAGGGCGGGGGUCAUUGCAACCUUGAGACUUACCCAGAAUACAUCAAGCAUUUGCGUAAGUUUAUCAACUCAAUGGAAAAAUUAGCCAUCACUCAGCCACACAAGCAGCUUACUGAGGCCCCAAGUAUAACCGAAAAUAAGCACCAUCGAUGCUUAAGAUUUGGCAGGAGAUAGCAAUAAUUACAGUAGCCUCAGCAUAUAUGGAGAAUCUCUGCGCCCCUGACUCUUAGUCUGGCUGGCUUGUUAUCGCACUCGCAUCUGAAAGCUGAUAGGAACAGUGUAUCAGUGUUGCUUGUAUGCGCUUUCUAUGGUAACCCCCAUUGAUGGAAAUAGAGAUGUGGUUGAUUUUAGUGUUUCUACUAGCAUCAGGUCCAAAUUUCCUGAUGUUGGUUUUACAUCAUGUAUCAUAUUUGGGGUGAACGAGUGUACAAUCCUGUAGUUCGUUGGAUGUAGCAUUAUCUGUAGGACGAGCUAGCACAAGUUUGAUAAUCUUGUUUAUGUUAUGUAGAGCCACCAGGUUGAUAAUUGUGGAUUACAGAAAAUCUGGCCCUUAUAAUUGUAUGCAUUUGUAAGUUUUCAUU